GACUGGGACUUUGUCCAAUAGAAUUGUAGAUAGGCGUAUCAUUUCACGGACACUCCAAUCAGCGCGUAGAGAUUCGCUGUCUCGAGGGUGAAAGCGGAAGUACAGCCCGUGCGGGCCCCAUGGAAUCGCUCUUGCAGCACCUGGACCGCUUUUCUGAGGUUCUGGCCGUCUCCCGCACGACCCACGUCAGCAGCUGGGACCCCGCCACAGUGCGCAGGGCCUUGCAGUGGGCUGGCUACCUGCGCCACAUCCACAGGCGCUUUGGCCGUCACGUCCGCAUUCGCACGGCUCUAGAACGGCGGCUGCAUAACCACUGGAAGCAGGUGGGCGGCUCUGGGCCCGCUUCCGUCCCGGGGUUGACGAGCUUUCGGGCCUUGGAGCGCUGCGACCUCCUGCUGUCUCAGCGGCUGCUGGAGAACCCGGCUCUCGGGGAUGCCGCCUUUCACAGCCUGCUGCAGCAACUCUUUCCCGGCCCUGGCGUCCUGGAAGCCGAGGAGGAGACGCUCCAAGGCAGCCUGGCCCUCCUCGCUCGCCGCCGGUCCGCGGUCCACGUGCUGCGUUUGAACGGCUAUGGGGAGACCUCGGUCCUUCAGGAAGACUCAGUGAUAAAGACUCAGGCAGAGCUGCUGCUGGAGCGUCUGCAGCAGGUGGGCAGGGCCGAAGCGGAGGGCCCCAGCAGGUUUCUCAGCAGCCUGUGGGAGCGCCUGCCUCAGAACAACUUCCUGCAGGUGAUAGCGGCCGCGCUAUUGCUGCCAUCGUCAUCGCCCCAGCCCCCCAAAGAGCCGUUGGAACCGGACAGCCCCAAAACACCGGGGGAGGGGAGUCAAGAGCUGGUUUAUUGGCUUCUGAGGAAGUCGGAUAUCAUGGCUACUUUUUGCCGCAGUCUCCCAGCCGGGCUUGUAACUUCGGUGGCAGGCCGCCAUCCAGACCUUUUCCAGGUCUAUCUGGGUCUGCUAACAAACUGGGGUCGACAUCUGCACUACGAUCUUCAGAAAGGCAUUUGGGUUGAAGCUGAGUCCCAAGAUGUGCCCUGGGAGGAGUUGUACGGCAGGUUUCAAAGCCUCUGUCAGGCCCCUUCACCACUGAAAGAUGAAGUUCUAACUGCCCUGGCGUCCUGCAAGGCGCAAGACGGAGAUUUCGAAGUCCCUGGUCUUAGCAUCUGGACAGAUCUGUUGUUAGCUCUUAGGAGUGGUGCCUGAUCUUCCAUUUGGGAAAAUACAAGUUUCAGGUCUCAGCCCAGGCCCCACUUCUCUAUGGGCAAUGUUCUGUUAUUGAUUACUUGAAUAUAUGGUUUACAAAAUUAAAAUUCCAGUGUUCCCACCAAAUCUCCUGUACUUUCAUGUGUCCAAAAUAUUAUUUUAGAUGCUAAUCUGUAAUAGGUGUAAUUAUAAUUUACAAUUAUAAAUAUGUAAAGUAACUAGCUGGUAGUGCCAUGGAUUUUUUAGAUAGAGGAGGUCAAAUUGAAAGUGUCUUUAAAGCCAUGGAAUAGUUUGCUUUUUAGAAGUUCCAUUUCUAAGAAUGCUGAAAAGAUAAGUACUUUUCAAAGAAUAAGCAGCUUUAAAGGGACAAACAAGACACCUUUACUUCUGUCAGUAUGGUUUACUUGUGAAGGUUUUUUUUUUUUUUUAAUACCC
Rhinolophus ferrumequinum (greater horseshoe bat) is the source of this 1634-nucleotide messenger RNA. RefSeq names its product FA complementation group F (gene FANCF). Gene Ontology annotation, cellular component: Fanconi anaemia nuclear complex. The coding region runs from base 120 to 1199 and encodes 359 amino acids. Lineage: Eukaryota; Metazoa; Chordata; Mammalia; Chiroptera; Rhinolophidae. The record is from RefSeq and is a predicted model, not a curated record. Gene Ontology annotation, biological process: interstrand cross-link repair. The transcript has a single exon.